Plasmodium malariae is the source of this 474-nucleotide messenger RNA. Its product is annotated as N-acetyltransferase, putative. Lineage: Eukaryota; Apicomplexa; Aconoidasida; Haemosporida; Plasmodiidae. Gene Ontology annotation, biological process: N-terminal peptidyl-methionine acetylation. The record is from RefSeq and is a predicted model, not a curated record. The transcript is spliced from 2 exons. Bases 1 to 474 code for a protein of 157 amino acids. Gene Ontology annotation, molecular function: protein-N-terminal amino-acid acetyltransferase activity. Gene Ontology annotation, cellular component: NatB complex.
AUGGCUAGCUAUCAAUAUUUUAGUUACAUUGAUUUAUACAAAAUCAACAAUGUAAAUUUAGAUCCCUUCACUGAAGUGUUUAAUGAUAAAUUUUACUUGAGAUACAUUUACAAAUGGCCCCACAUGAAUAUUGUCACGAAGGAGAUGGAUGAUCACAUAAGUGGGUAUAUUAUAGGAAAGGAAGAAGGAUUGGGGGAAGAGUAUCAUGGACAUGUAACUGCAUUAUCCAUUGAAGAGGACAGCAGAAGGUCAGGAAAAGGUAUAGACUUAAUGAACGAGUUUGAAAGAAUAUCAAAAGAAAUUCAUAAAGGAAAUUUUGUUGAUUUAUUUGUUAGAAUUACUAAUGAUCCAGCCAUAAACAUGUAUAAAAAGUUAGGAUAUGUAAUUAACGAGGAAAUUAUUAAUUAUUAUUGCGGUAAUGAAAGUGCUCUAGAUAUGAGAAAGUAUUUAAAUAAAAAUGGGGAGAAUACGUAA